AUGGAAGAAGCUGGAUGGAUCUCAAUUAAGGGAUGCUUUGUAACGAUGUUCUGCAAUAUUUUAGUAGGUAAAUUUAGUGAGGCACCUUACCUUUUGAGUAGAGUAAAAGAAGACUUUAUAGAUCAAAUUUUGAUUAUUGCUGUACCGGAUUUGCCAACAGUAGCAGUUGUUAGAGUUUGCCAAAGUUUGGUUGCAUGUAAAGAUAAGAAAAAUGGCGAAUCGAUUACUCUAGAGUAG
This is a messenger RNA of Rhizophagus irregularis DAOM 181602=DAOM 197198, 237 nucleotides long. The record is from RefSeq and is a predicted model, not a curated record. Lineage: Eukaryota; Fungi; Glomeromycota; Glomeromycetes; Glomerales; Glomeraceae.